CUGCUGGAGCAGAAGGAGCGUCUGGGCCUGCAGGUGCAGCAGAUGACGCUGGACGGAAAAAUGCAGCAGCAGAAGUGCACCAUGAUCCAGAGCCAGAGCCGGGAGCUGCAGGCCGAGCGCGACCAGGCCUACCUGUCCAGAGACGAGGCCCAGUCCACCAUCGCCCGCAUCCUGGCAGAGAAGGACGCCCUGAGGAGCCAGAUGGUGGAGCUGCAGGAGUCGGCCUUCAGCCUGCGGGCCAGAGCCGGCCGCCCCCCCGGCCCCGAGGAGAAGGAGGCGUGGGACAGCCUGGGGUCUGGAGCCGAGAGGAGCCCGCCCCCCCGACGCAGGCUCUGCCGCAUGGACGCGCUCAACCCGGUCUCCUUCACCCCCUGUACAGAGUGUGAGGACCCCUCGGCGAGCAGCGUCCGGUCCAGGAACGCCCAGCCGCCCAGCCCCGAGUCUCUACGCAGACGGGAGGAGGUCCUGUACGCGGACGGCAGGACCUCGGCCCCCCCCUUCCUGGUGCGCUCCCGGCCCAAAGCCAUCCGGCUGAACGGGCGCGUGCUCAGCAUCUCCUUCCAGGGCGAGGCGCUGCUCGGCCAGAUGGCCGUCGUCGGGGGCAACAGGACGGGCGUGUUCGUGCACCGCGUGACGGAGGGCAGCGCCGCCCACAGCGUGGGCAUCAGCGCCGGGGCGCAGAUCGUGGAGGCCGAGUGGCACGCCAGCCAGGUGCACCCCCACCAGCUGCUGGACCUGCAGGGGGGCAGCGUGCCCAACUACUACAGAAAUGAGCUUUCAAACAAAGAAGUGUCAAAAGGCCGGGCGGGAGGUGCCCCCCCCCCCCGAGGGAAGGCCGUGAGGAUCGUCAGCACCGGGCAGCAGGGCAGGAACCCGCUGUGGUGCUGCGUGAGCCUGAUGCCCUACACGCUGGUGACCCCCCACCACCCGCCCAUCUGCCGGCCCGUGCUGCUGCUGCCCUCCGUGCUAGGACGCAUCCUGGACAACAAGAUGGCCGACUGGCAGGGCUUCCAGCUGUGCGAACCC
Molecule: messenger RNA, 1026 nt
Organism: Menidia menidia (Atlantic silverside)
Lineage: Eukaryota; Metazoa; Chordata; Actinopteri; Atheriniformes; Atherinopsidae
Source: the annotation of a GenBank genome assembly